Messenger RNA from Cotesia congregata, 1554 nucleotides. Lineage: Eukaryota; Metazoa; Arthropoda; Insecta; Hymenoptera; Braconidae. The record is from the annotation of a GenBank genome assembly.
AUGAAGUGGCAUCUGAUCGUUGGGUUGCUGGUGGCUUCACUGCUUCAUGAAGCUCUUGCCAGUCGCCAGUUUUUCAAAUUUGGCAAGGAUAAGUCGAGAUCCAGAAGUCCAAGUCCUAGGAAUGAUCCAGCAAAUCGUCGACCUACAAGUAACGCAGUGGUGCCCUACAACCCUCCGAAUUCUCAAUUUUCCAGCAGAACUCCAACUCCAAUUGGACCGACUCCUUUUCGACCUUUGCCAUUGCCAACUCCGUCAUACUUACCAAGAAAUCGUUCGCCUUUACCUCCUCCAAGAGGCGAUCGGUUUGAGCGACUUGGUAAUGUCAGACCAACGCCAGCAGCUGGAACCUCUAAGAGUAAAACGUCAGGAAUUGGAACCUUGAAGAAAAACAAACCAGAAACUGGAACGUUAAGGCCUCCAAUUCGUUUGGUUCCUUCUAUCUCUUCUGGGUCUAGGCGUUCAAAUCCUCUACCAAGCCUUCAGCAGCUGAGUCAUCAAAUGCCUUCGACAUCUAGCCAUCCACAACCUUCAACAUCUAGCCAUCCGCAACCUUCAACAUCUAGCCAUCCGCAACCUUCAACAUCUAGCCAUCCGCAACCUUCAACAUCAACCCAUCCGCAACCAAUUUCCAACCAUCCACAACAUUCAUCAUCAACCAAUCCACAACCAUCAGCAUCCAGCAAUUCUGGACCACUACCAAGCAACCCUUCCAAUUUCCAACCACCAGUUCCAGGUUCUCUAAUUCAAGCUAGCUUAGAUCCUGCUGCGCAGAAACAGUUAGCCCGCCAGCAAGCCAAAUUAGCCAAGAACCAGAUCAAGACUGGAAGGAUCGUCAAGAACAAAGCAAAGGUGAACCAGGCUGCCCAGGUGACUACUAUUGAAGGGACAAAGUAUCCUAAUAGAGCAGCGGUCAAGUGCAGUGAUCCUAAUGCUCCACCUCAGAGUUGCUUCGAUUUCUACGUACUGUCAGUUUCCUGGGGGCCCGUCGCCCGGGUGGUAAGAUCAGGCGCUUCGGAACAUAUCACAGAAAAAAUCCAAUCAAAAUGGACCUUGCAUGGACUAUGGCCUUCCUUGCAGAACUUCAAUCGUGUUCCAGCAAGUUGUAAUCUAGAUAUACCCUGGAAUACUGCGCAAUUGAGGUCCAUUUAUACUUCGAUGAAGAGGAAAUGGUUUACUACGUACACCAGGUACAGAGUUGAUGAACAAUUCUGGCAGCACGAGUGGGACAAACAUGGCCGCUGUGCAGCGAGGUCUCACUUUAUCAACAGAGAUAUUCUUGCCUACUUUAAAUUAGGCUUAAGGCUUUUUGAUCAGGCCAAUGUUCAGGAAAAACUCAGGAGGGCUGGCAUCACUGCUGGUACCACGUUGUCUAUUAGGGAAAUGCGGAAUGCUGUUUCUAAUGCUCUGGGCACUCGGGUUAACCUUCUGCAUAUUAAUUAUCCGGUAAAUAUGUUACUUAUGCUCAUUUUUAAAUUUAAAGCUUCUAGAUUUGGCUUUUUGGUUCAAAAUUUUCCAUUUCGAUCAUUUUUCCGUCCCAACAAUUCGGAUUUAUGA